AACCAUUAGAUGACCACCAUUAAUGGUGACUCUCUCUCCAGCCUCUCUAUCUCUCUAAACUCUCUCAACAUAGCUUCCUCCCUCUAACCUUCGCUACCGGCACAUUCGGUUUCGGCCAGCCUUGUCCGGCGCCCUCUCCCCUCCUCCUCGGUGCGUAGGCUCCGCUCCCUCCAACGAUGGUCGUAAAUUUCUUCCACUAAAGAUCUCGAUGGCUUUUGCCCAUCCGGCCUAGCUUGGUUCCUUUCUCCCGUCUCCGGUGACUAUCUUAGGACCAAUGCUCGAGACAACAGCCUCGGACUCCGGUCGAGAUGGUGCCUUAGGUCCAUGAAGAUCCAUACCUGAUACUCUCGGAUCUCGGAUCUAUUCAGAUCUUCAAAGAUCAAGGUGACUUCACCAAGAUCUGUGGCGAAUCUCGCUAGACUCGAAUCAGAUAUUCAAGUUUUCGAUCAAAUCUCACCAAAACAACCUUAAUCCUUGAAGAUCGAUAGUGGAUCUCGUUAUAUUCGCUUGUAUUUUGGUCUCUGUAGGUCUAGGCCACCUUUGAGCUCUUACAGCCCAUUCUUGGUCGAGACUCCACUAUAGCCACUAUAGCCACCUCUGACGAGGUCCUACCCCUCUUGGCCUUAUGGUAGUUGUAUGUAGGUUCCGAGGAAUUUUUUUUUUUUUAUCGCAGUCUUCUCAAUGGUUUGGUAAGUCCCAUAGGUUUGAGGUACGCUCAAGGCCAUGUUAUUUAGCUCUACUUUGGAAAUUACUUAAAGGUCUGAAGCAGAUUCCUGAGGCUGAAGAAAAAGAUUAUUGAAUGAAUCGAAGGACCUAUCCCGGCCUUCAUUGGGGAUCCUUUAGCCAGCAGUAGGUUUAGAUCGAGACUUUAGAGGGUUUAACUACAACGUUUGUGCUUGGGUGAUUUUUGCUUUAUAUUUUCUUCAUGAUUAACCUUGGAGGUUUCAUCGAUUAUUCUUAUUUGGUAAAAUUUUUUGAGCAUUUUCCUGUAUACCUUUCUCACUAAUGAAUGAAAUCCUCAUUAGUACAGAGAAAAAAGAAAAAAAAAAAAAAGACCACCAUUAAUGGUGAAGGACCAUUGUUUUAAUUCAGAGGGAACAUCUCAUUUCUCCUUUAAUCACCCCGAAGCGUUGAAUUCGUGCCCUGUGGACAAAUAUCCAAUUACUUCUUGUCUUCACCCCGCUAUCCUCAGUGCAGCGAUCACUGCAAUGGCACAUAGUAACCGCUUGGAGCAUGUGCGUGUGCGGGGGGGCCCACAAGCAGAUGCAGUAUGAAUGGCAUCAAUGACUAUUAUUGGGGCCAGCCACCCGUACAGCACAAAUCCUCCAUAAGAGGGAAAUUGCUAUUUCCCCACCACCUCUGUGCUUUUUGAUAUAUCCACUCCCCCACUCUCACUCCCUGCUGUACCCUUAACCAUUAAAAGUAGCUCUUCUUCCUCCUCCUCCCUCCUUCUCUCUCUCUCUCUCUCUCUCUCUCUCUCUCUUCGCCUUCUCAGUUCGUCCUUCCUCCUCUUCGUCUCUUCCAUACGGCCUCCCGUUUGCAAAAGACAUGUCGGGAAGUGGCGGAGGUAUCUUCUUCUUCUACUUCCUGCUUUGUAUCUUCUUAACCUCUGCCGUAUCUGUAAGUUCUGUUUCCACCCCACUCCAGUACCACACUCUGGUGCUCAACCCUCUCCCUUCAGCACCCACCCUAUCAUGGCCGGAAUCGGAGUCCCUGUCGGAAUCCCAUCCGGAGACCAUUUUACCCGAAGAAGAGUCCUCCACUGCGGCCCUCUCCGUUCAGCUCCACCACAUAGACGCGCUGGCCUUGAACAAGACCCCACAAGCUCUCUUCGGCCUCCGCCUCCAGAGAGACGCGUCCAGAGUUAAAGCAAUCGCUUCGCUGGCGGCCGCCGUGCCCCGCGCUAGGCCCAGGAACGCCACCCGGGCAGGCUUCAGCAGCUCUGUCAUCUCCGGGCUCGCGCAAGGCAGCGGGGAGUACUUCACGCGCCUGGGCGUGGGCACGCCUGCCCGGUACGUAUACAUGGUACUGGACACGGGAAGCGACAUCGUCUGGAUCCAGUGCGCCCCCUGCCGGAAGUGCUACUCCCAGACGGAUCCCGUCUUCGACCCCUCCAAGUCGAGAUCCUUCGCCAAUAUCCCCUGCUCGUCCCCCCUCUGCCGGCGCCUGGACUCCCCCGGCUGCUACAACCGCCAGAAGUGCCUCUACCAGGUCUCCUACGGCGACGGUUCCUUCACCAUGGGGGAGUUGUCCACCGAGACGCUCACCUUCCGCAGGACCAGGGUCGGCCGCGUCGCCCUCGGCUGCGGCCACGACAACGAGGGCCUCUUCGUUGGCGCGGCGGGGCUGCUGGGUCUGGGCCGGGGGAGGCUAUCGUUCCCCUCGCAGAUCGGCCGCCGGUUCAACAACAAGUUCUCGUACUGCCUCGUGGACCGCUCCGCAACGUCCAAACCGUCCUCCGUCGUGUUCGGCAACUCGGCCCUCUCCCGGGCCGCCCGGUUCACUCCCCUGGUCAGAAACCCUAAGCUCGACACAUUCUACUACUUGGAGCUCCUCGGCAUCAGCGUCGGGGGCACACGCGUGCCGGGGAUCACGGCCUCGCUGUUCAAGCUCGGCCCGGCCGGUAACGGCGGGGUCAUCAUAGACUCGGGCACGUCCGUGACCCGCCUGACCCGGCCCGCCUACAUCGCGCUCCGGGACUCUUUCCGGGUCGGGGCCUCGAACCUGAAGCGGGCGCCGGACUUCUCGCUGUUCGACACCUGUUACGACCUGUCGGGGAAGACGGAGGUGAAGGUUCCCACGGUGGUGCUGCACUUCCGAGGGGCCGACGUGUCGCUGCCGGCGUCAAACUACCUGAUCCCGGUGGACACGGACGGGAGCUUCUGCUUCGCGUUCGCCGGGACCAUGAGCGGGCUGUCCAUCAUCGGGAACAUCCAGCAGCAGGGGUUCCGGGUUUCCUUCGACUUAGCGGGUUCCCGGGUCGGGUUUGCUCCCCGCGCGUGCGCGUGAUAGAAGCAAUUACUCCCCACUUCCUACUGCUUGCCUGUCUGUGCGAUUCCAGGACCGGCCAAAAGGGCAAAAAGAAAAAGGCAAAAAAGAAUAUCUCCUGUCAUUUUCUUUCUUUCUUUUUAUUUAAAUUUCUAAAAUAGUUUUGCCAAUCGAUGAGAGGGAGGGGAAGACUGAACCGACCGAUGUAAUGUAACGAUGUUCGUAUUGGCUUUCUCAAUUAUGUUAAGAGCUUUUGGUUCCACUUAA
Punica granatum (pomegranate) is the source of this 3255-nucleotide messenger RNA. NCBI's taxonomy places the organism in Eukaryota, Viridiplantae, Streptophyta, Magnoliopsida, Myrtales, Lythraceae. The record is from RefSeq and is a predicted model, not a curated record.